CGUAGACGAGGUAGAUUCAUAUGCCAUUCACCUCAAACGGCUCAUUGAAGGGUUGGGCUUGUGACCUAUAGCCGUAACCGCUGUUGGUACGGGCCAUGCUGAUAGGAUCAUUAUCGAUGCAAUGCUUUCACGUUAUUGCUAACUAGUCUCUCGUCAAACACCAAAACUUGAUUUUGUUAAGCGAUCGGAAUCAAGAUAUUACAUUAGUUGGGGCAAUCCGACAAGCUGCCAAGCCAAACCGCGGCUGGCUUGUUUGUAGGCUCAUGAGUGACAUCACUAGUGGAACAAUACGAUUCAGCUCUCCCUUACUACAUAUACCUAAUCACCUCGGUCUCCCCCUUGCAGACUAUGUAGAACAGACAACCCCAAAGUUUUAUCUUAUUUUUUAGGAAACAAGGAAUAAAAGAUACGCCGUAAUCACCGUUGCGUAUUUAGAAGCCCCGACUUAUAUCUCAGACUGAGAACUUUACUGAGGCCUUGGCAUCGUUUUCGUCAUUCGAAAUGGACUUUGUUAACAAGUUGACUGGUGGAAACUCCAAAAGCGAAGACACCAAUAAGGAGCAGACCUCGUCUUCGGGUGGGAUCAUGGAUAAAUUGAACUCUGUCGCCGGAGGCGGCAGGGAGAGCGAGAAGAAUGAGGAUGCGCUUGACAAAGGUGUCGACUGGGUACAAGAGAACGUCCUCGGCCAGGGCGAUCAGAGCAACGAAAGUGCCGUCGAACAGGCGAAGGACGAGCAAAUCUCUGAUUUCAUACGCGAUCAGUAUAAGAAGACUACGGGCACGGAUUUCCCUAUUAAGGAUAAGGAACGAUUCUAAGGUGCGUGGUGUAGUGUGUUUGGGUAAUGAGGAGAUAGUAGCGUGAAGGGAGAUUAUGAAAUGAGUGGGUUGCGUGUGGUGGAAAUAUGAAUUUGGUCGCUCGAGUCCUGGGAGAAGUUUUAUAGAGAUUGCCGGCAGGACUUGGGACUGGGUGUGAUUAUGAUGCAAUACUAUAUAUAAUAUGACUGUUAAGUUCUGUGCGGAUUCCCUUCCUCUGUCUUUGGUAUCUGACUUUGCCCCUAUCUACACUUAGAUCAGUGCCUCGUGUGAAAUUGGAAAGUACCUAUGGCAUGAUAUCAGUUGUUAGGCAGAGGCUUUGAUAAGGGAGGUUGCCCGCCCGGCGUGCAAUUAACGCGAUUUCUGCCAUCUUUCGAGCAAAGACUUCCUUGCUUCUGUAGCAUGAGGAUAUAUCUAGUGGCCUAGCAUGUCCGUUAAAUGAUAACACAUAAUCUCUAACGAAAGUAUGUUAUAAAAGCUGCCUUCCUCAAAC
Xylaria bambusicola is the source of this 1306-nucleotide messenger RNA. RefSeq lists its product as uncharacterized. The transcript is spliced from 2 exons. The coding region runs from base 502 to 816 and encodes 104 amino acids. NCBI's taxonomy places the organism in Eukaryota, Fungi, Ascomycota, Sordariomycetes, Xylariales, Xylariaceae. The record is from RefSeq and is a predicted model, not a curated record.